Molecule: messenger RNA, 852 nt
Organism: Aspergillus thermomutatus
Lineage: Eukaryota; Fungi; Ascomycota; Eurotiomycetes; Eurotiales; Aspergillaceae
Product: N-terminal L-serine N(alpha)-acetyltransferase NAT4
Exons: 2
Coding region: 1-852 (283 amino acids)
Cellular component (GO): nucleus
Molecular function (GO): protein N-terminal-serine acetyltransferase activity; histone H4 acetyltransferase activity; histone H2A acetyltransferase activity
Source: RefSeq, a predicted model, not a curated record
AUGCCGGCCGUCAAAAAAGGCAGAGUGACGAAAACCAAGGCCAAACAGUCAUCGCGACGAAACUCGACUCGACGUAGUUUGAGAGGAAGGGAAGACGAUGAUCAGAAUAAAGAUCCCAAACCACUACCUCUGGUAGAGCGCACCAACAGUCUAUCCAUCGAAGAAUUCACCGAGCUGUAUGUCAAGCCGGAGCCCCUUGACUACAAUUUACUAUUGUGUCCAAAAGACAAAUAUGGUCGAUCUGACGGCAACAAGCCUCACACGGAAAUGCACUGCACCAUUGACGUUUACUCAUCCAGUGCGAUUCCCGCCGAGGAAUUCAAUGCGUGUUUCAAUCUCGUCGAGCAAACGUCGGCAGAGGCUUAUAGGAAGUCCAGCUGGGGAUGGUCUGCGGCUCGCAAGCGAAACGAGAUGCUAUUGCCUGAUAUGAAAUAUCUUAUUCAGCGACGCAGCCGGUUAGGUCCACCGGAAGUGACCAUGGCGAACGGCAUAUCCUUCCAGAGGGAAGAGCUGCUGGCGUUCCUUUCGUUUAUGGUCACGUACGAGGAUGGCAAGGAAGUAAUCUACUGUUAUGAGCUCCAUGUGGUCCCAAAGGCUCAGGGCCAGGGGAUUGGAAUGCAUCUGUUGGAGUUAUUGCGAUCAAUCGGGCUCAAAAUUGGACUGGAGAAGGCUAUGUUGACCUGCUUUCGGUCUAACCAUCGCGCAUUGCGGUUAUACAGUUUAAUUGGUUACAAGGUGGAUGAGAGCUCCCCCAGGUCGAUAUGGUUGCGGACAGGAGAAGUGGAGCCUGACUACUAUAUCAUGUCUGAAUCUCUGAAAGAGGAGCCGUCACAUGAGAAUGACAAUGUUUGA